Messenger RNA from Diospyros lotus (date-plum), 1927 nucleotides. RefSeq names its product NAC domain-containing protein 75-like. Lineage: Eukaryota; Viridiplantae; Streptophyta; Magnoliopsida; Ericales; Ebenaceae. Bases 272 to 1657 code for a protein of 461 amino acids. Gene Ontology annotation, biological process: regulation of DNA-templated transcription. Gene Ontology annotation, molecular function: transcription cis-regulatory region binding; DNA-binding transcription factor activity. Gene Ontology annotation, cellular component: nucleus. The transcript is spliced from 7 exons. The record is from RefSeq and is a predicted model, not a curated record.
UCUCUCUCUCUCUCUCUCUCUCUCCCCCUGAGAAUUGCCUGCAUAUGGGGUUGCUUAAAUUGGCAAAGAGUUAAAGGUGGUACAUAUAUAGAGGAUGAGGGCACCUUUUCCUUUAUCUCACUGGCUUCAGUUAAAGUGCAGGGAAUUCUGGUUUUUUCAAAGAUUAAAGCAGCAGAUCACCAGAUUAGUAAUCUCAAACCUGGGGGAUGAGAAGAGGGCUUGAUAAAAGACGCAAUCUUUUGUGCAAUACUUUGGUUAAUCAUCAGUAGCCAUGAAUAAGGGUAGCAGCCAGUUGGGUUCCAUCAGCAGCUCUGAUCUCAUUGAUGCGAAGCUUGAGGAGCAUCAGCUGUGUGGAUCCAAGCACUGCCCGGGCUGCGGCCACAGGCUAGAAGCAGCAAAGCCGAACUGGGUAGGUUUACCGGCCGGAGUGAAAUUUGAUCCCACAGACCAAGAAUUGAUAGAUCAUCUGGAAGCAAAGAUGGAGGCUGCAGAAGACUCAAAGUCUCACCCUCUCAUAGAUGAAUUCAUCCCUACCAUUGAAGGAGAAGAUGGGAUUUGUUACACUCAUCCUGAAAAGCUUCCAGGAGUUACGAGAGAUGGCUUGAGCAGGCACUUCUUCCACAGGCCGUCCAAGGCCUACACCACGGGGACGAGGAAGAGGAGGAAGAUCCAGACGGAAUGCGACCUGCAGGGCGGCGAAACCCGGUGGCACAAGACUGGGAAGACAAGGCCGGUGAUGGUGAACGGCAAGCAGAGAGGGUGCAAGAAAAUCCUAGUGCUCUACACCAACUUCGGCAAGAACAGGAAGCCGGAGAAGACCAACUGGGUGAUGCACCAGUACCACCUCGGCCUGCACGAAGAAGAGAAGGAAGGCGAGCUCGUCGUGUCCAAGAUCUUCUACCAGACCCAGCCCCGACAGUGCAAUUGGUCCGACCGGAGCACCGCCGCAGCCGAUGGAAGCUCCGAACCCGUUGUUCAUGAUAAUAUUAGGAGAGACAACAGCGGUGGCAGUGGAAGUUGUUCUUCCAGGGAAGUGGUGAUCACUCAGAGUCCGAGCGAUGAACUGUCUGCGGCGGCCGCCGCCGCCUCAAUAUCAAGUUUCUGUGGCAUCGACAUUCAGCAAUUGAAAGCUGACCAUUUUAGCUUUGCCCCUUUCAGGAAAAGUUUUGAUGAGGUUGGAGUAGUGGGUGAGGAUCCAACGACUGUAAUGGCUGUGGCGGCCCCAGGCAACUGCGAACAGCACCACCACCACCACCACCAUCACCACCAUUAUGAGCAGCUUGCUACGGCGGGGUUCCACAUCAGCAGGCCCUCUCAGCCUAUCUCCUCCGUCAUCGCUCCGCCGCCCCUCCACCACACCUCCAUUGUUCUCGACCAGGAUGAGUCCUUCCAUGUCUCCAGAAUAAUGCUCCAAAAUGACAAUUUCCAGCAACAGCAGCAGCAACAUGAUGAUGAUAAGCUGCUGCUGCUGCAGGGAGGAAGGCCUGCAUCUGCAGCUGCAUCUGGAUUGGAGGAACUCAUCAUGGGCUGCACUUCUUCUACUGAUCAUCAUGAUCAUAUCAAAGAGGAAUCAGCCAUCAGAAGCCAACAAGAGGCAGAAUGGUUGAAGUACUCCACCUUCUGGCCUGAUCCAGACCACCAGGACCAUCAUGCGUAGAGCUUAUAUAGUAGCAAAGAGAGGAACCCAGAAAACAACAACCCCAUUAUGAAAAUAAAAUAAGCGAGAGUGAGAAAGAGAGAGGGAAGGGGGGGACAUGAUUAUAUCACAUCAUAUCAGUACGUACUUGAAGCUUUCGUCGAGUUCUUUUCAUAAGCAAUAGGCCAAGAAGCAGCCAUGGUUGUUCUUUACUGACUGUACAACAACCCAUCUAUUGGACUUGGAGAGAAGACAGGAGAAAGAGAAAAAAAAAAAAAAAGCAAAGAAAAA